Molecule: messenger RNA, 1353 nt
Organism: Capra hircus (goat)
Lineage: Eukaryota; Metazoa; Chordata; Mammalia; Artiodactyla; Bovidae
Product: antigen WC1.1-like
Exons: 5
Cellular component (GO): membrane
Source: RefSeq, a predicted model, not a curated record
GAUCUGUGUGUCUGUUUGGAGGGGAUAGACCCUGUUCAGGGCGUGUAGAAGUACAUUCUGGAAAAGAAUGGAUCCCAGUGUCUGAUGGGAAUUUCACACUCCCCACUGCCCAGGUCAUCUGUGCAGAGCUGGGAUGCGGCAAGGCUGUGUCUGUCCUGAAACACAUGCCCUUCAGAGAGUCUGAUGGCCAGGUCUGGGCUGAAGAGUUCAGGUGUGAAGGGGAGGAGCCUGAGCUCUGGGUCUGCCCCAGAGUGCCCUGUCCAGGGGGCAUGUGUCACCACAGUGGAGCUGUUCAGGUUGCCUGUUCAGCAGUGUACUCGGAAUUGCGGCUCAUGACAAACGGCUCCUCUCAGUGUGAGGGGCAGGUGGAGAUGAACAUUUCUGGACGAUGGAGAGCGCUGUGUGCCUCCCACUGGACUCUGGCCAAUGCCAAUGUUGUCUGUCGACAGCUUGGCUGUGGAGUUGCCAUCUCCACCCCCAGAGGACCACACUUGGUGGGCAGAGAUGACCAGAUCUCAGCAGUCCGAUUUCACUGUUUGGGGACUGAGUCUUUCCUGUGGAGUUGCCCUGUGACUGCCCUGGGUAGUUCUGACUGUUCCCAUGGCAACAUGGCCUCUGUGACCUGCUCAGGAAACCAAACCCAGGUGCUGCCCCAGUGCAGCGACUCCCUCCCUGAACCAACAGGCUCUGCAGCCUCAGGGGAGAGCGCCCCCUACUGCUCAGACAGCAGAUGGCUCCGCCUGGUGGACGGGGGCGGUCACUGCGCGGGGAGAGUGGAGAUUCUUGACCAGGACUCCUGGGGCACCAUCUGUGAUGACAGCUGGGACCUGGACGAUGCCCGCGUAGUGUGCAGGCAGCUGGGCUGUGGAGAAGCCCUCAAUGCCACAAGGUCUGCUCACUUCGGGGCAGGAUCAGGACCCAUCUGGCUGGAUGACCUGAACUGCACAGGAAAGGAGUCCCACGUGUGGAGGUGCCCUUCCCGGGGCUGGGGGCGGCACGACUGCAGACACAAGCAGGACGCGGGGGUCAUCUGCUCAGAGUUCCUGGCCCUCAGGAUGGUGAGUGAGGACCAGCAGUGUGCUGGGUGGCUGGAAGUUUUCUACAACGGGACCUGGGGCAGUGUCUGCCGCAACCCCAUGGAAUAUAUCACCGUGUCCCUGAUCUGCAGACAGCUUGGCUGUGGGGACAGUGGAAGUCUCAACCCUUCUGUUGCUCUUAGAGAAGGUUCUAGACCCCAGUGGGUGGAUGGAAUCCAGUGUCGGAAAACAGACACCUCUCUCUGGCAGUGUCCUUCUGACCCUUGGAAUUACACUUCCUGCUCUCCCAAGGAGGAAGCCUAUAUCUCGUGUGAAG